AUGGCCGACAAUGACUGGAGGACGCAGUUGUCAGCAUCAGACCGGUAUGAGAACAUACAGAAAAUAAAGGCUGUGCUAGAAGCCGCAGGCUCAGAAGCCAAAGCCACUUCACAGUCCGAUGCAUUUUCGGUCGAGAACCAGGCUUACAAAGAUUCAACGUCUAGGGCUCAAUAUGACGAGAUAUGUCAGCUAGUUGGCUCCGCAAAUUUGGCUCCUCAAGAAGCGACAGCCCGUGAUGCAGACGAAUCCGACGACAUUGGAGUCACCAUUGGCUCUUACAAGAACUGCCUCCCGUUCGCAAGCGGUCUCACAUCGGAGGUUUACAGGUGCAAAGACCGGGCCCUCAAAGUUAUUGUGGAAACGCACAACAUUGCGCCUCAUAACCCUCACCGCGAGGCCAAGAUCCUAGCAACCCUGAAGCGGCCAUGCAUCUCCCUGUUGGAAACAUUUAGGGACCAGGAGCAAAGACUCGUCCUGGUGUUCCCUUACAAGCCUCUUACCCUGGCCGACAUCAUUGACAAAGGGACACUCCCACUACCCAGAGUAAGGCGUAUCUUCAAAGACGUCUUCACCGCUCUUAGGGAUAUUCACAGUGAGGGCAUUAUUCAUAGGGACGUCAAACCAGAGGCCAUCCUCCUCGACGGCCCAGAUGGACCAGCCUAUCUGUCCGACUUCGGAACCGCCUGGCACCCGACCAUGUCGGUUGUUUCCGAGCCGGCCAACAGCAAGAUUCUUGACAUUGGGACCGGCCCCUAUCGCGCUCCUGAGGCCCUUUUCGGUGACAAAGCCUACGGCCCUGCUGUUGAUAUGUGGGCUGUCGGUUCUAUGUUAGCCGAGUGUUGCCGCAGCCCCCCGAAGUCGCUGUUUGAAUCAAGGCCGACACACGAGGACGGCAACCAGCUAGGCCUCAUUUUGAGCAUCUUCAAAACUUUAGGCACUCCAACGCGGGAGACCUGGCCCGAAGCCGCGAGCUUCAAAACUCCACCCUUUGAGAUGUAUCGCAUGUUUGAAGGCCAUCCAUGGGAAGAAAUUCUGCCCGAUGUCGAUGCUCAAGUUCGAGACCUAAUAUCAAUCUUGGUUCGUUUCGACUCAAAGAGGGCGAGUGCCGAACAGGUGAUGAAAUUGCAAAUUUUAUGA
Molecule: messenger RNA, 1137 nt
Organism: Colletotrichum spaethianum
Lineage: Eukaryota; Fungi; Ascomycota; Sordariomycetes; Glomerellales; Glomerellaceae
Product: serine/threonine-protein kinase
Exons: 3
Coding region: 1-1137 (378 amino acids)
Biological process (GO): protein phosphorylation
Cellular component (GO): nucleus; cytoplasm
Molecular function (GO): cyclin-dependent protein serine/threonine kinase activity; ATP binding
Source: RefSeq, a predicted model, not a curated record